Rhizoctonia solani is the source of this 2049-nucleotide messenger RNA. RefSeq names its product Ras family small GTPase. Gene Ontology annotation, molecular function: GTPase activity; GTP binding. NCBI's taxonomy places the organism in Eukaryota, Fungi, Basidiomycota, Agaricomycetes, Cantharellales, Ceratobasidiaceae. The coding region runs from base 1 to 2049 and encodes 682 amino acids. Gene Ontology annotation, biological process: small GTPase-mediated signal transduction. The record is from RefSeq and is a predicted model, not a curated record. The transcript has 8 exons.
AUGUCUAAUAUGCUUGAUUGUGGGCAUGAAUCUGCUGGUCAGGUCUUCCGCGCCGUACCUUGUGGACACACACUUUGUUCAGCAUGUUCCGAUAUCGCUCUCGGAACAAACACGACCCCAACUCAGACACGUUAUGCCGUUUUGGUAUCUGAGGAUGAUGAGGACAAGGAAGACAGAGUGACCACGGACUCGGAUCGAAGCUCGGACGCGUUCGAGCAUGAGUCUUGGGCAGCAAGCACGUCGGAACCUAUACCCGGUGCACCAAACGCCACGUCCUAUGUAGCAAACAGCACGAAUCGCAAGUCGAUAUUCCCAAGCUGGCCAAGCCCGGGCCCUUGUGUCCCAAGUACGUCGGCCUUGGUGCCCCUCCUCCAACGGUCCUUGUCCCCACCACGCAAAGGACGAAGCGCGCUCGGCCAAGCUGUGCAGAGUCUUUCGCCCGUUUUGCCGACGCUGGCUCCGGCACGGUUGUCACCGGCGCGAACGCGGGCGAGGACGUUGGGCCAGGUUUCGCCCAGGCGAACUUUGACGAGCGCAGCGACGAGAACUUCAACGGCGACUUGUUUUGUCCGGACUUGGGCAGAGUCUAUCCAGGCUUUACCGGCGAGUCCGACGGAACAAGAAUGGGAUGGACGUUCUCCCUCUCAGGCCCCUUCUGGACAGGCGUUCCCACCCACCCAGCCGUCUCCUCUCCGACACUCGUUUUCUCCUCUUGAUUUGGACAUUUACGAGGGAUCCGGGUCGGGUGGGUCGUUGUCCCGACGGACGUGUGCGUCCGAGCCACAGUCGCAGGAUAGGGUUUCGUCGCGGCAAACACCAUUAUCUCUGUGUUCGAUCCAGCGCUGGAGAAUCCUCUCGUCGAAGGGUUUAGAUGGAGACUAUCACUCGUCGACGAGCGCCGGUUCCAGUGGAUGCGGGAAUACUGGUUCGGGCGAAACUUUUGAAGGAUAUGCGGAUGAUGAAGAGGAGGAUGAUGGGGAUGAAGAUGGGGAAGUGGACGAAGCGAGCGAUGGACAAGCAAGCGAGGACCAAGAGGACGACGAUGGUGGGAGCCAAGGUUGGACAUCCAAAAGGCCUGAAGACCCGCCGCAAACGCCGCACGCGACUCCAGUGCGGAUCUCAUGGAGCGGGAGUCCGGUGUAUACGGUUCCGGGCGAGGACGCACAUGUGCGCACACCAGGCACGAGCCCGGACGGUGGAAACGGAUCCGGAGCGGUGUCGCACAAACGUCGGCUGUCCGAGGGAGAGGUCCAAGCAUGGGGCAGAGCGAUACCGGGUAUUAAUGGCAACGAUUUGAUUAUGGCGACGGUCGAGAGGGGCGGGUAUAUGUUUGUUUGUGCGCCACUCGAGUUGAUGAAAGCAAGGAUGGGUCCAUUGGUUGGCGUCAACUCGACCACAGUGCAGCUGCAGGAUCCGGACACUGCCUCUGAUCAUUCUCUCCCAACCACCACCGAACAAUUACAACUGCCACGAGGCCUGACUAUCAAGUGCGUGGUGGUGGGCGACGGAGCUGUGGGCAAGACCUGUCUGCUUAUCUCGUACACGACCAACAAAUUCCCCAGCGAAUAUGUGCCCACUGUGUUUGACAACUAUGCCGUCACUGUCAUGAUCGGCGACGACCCAUAUACACUCGGCCUCUUUGAUACUGCUGGACAGGAAGACUAUGACCGUCUACGGCCGCUGAGCUAUCCACAGACAGAUGUAUUCCUUGUUUGUUUCAGUGUCACGUCCCCUGCCUCGUUUGAGAACGUCAAGGAGAAGUGGUUCCCCGAGGUCCACCACCAUUGUCCCGGUGUUCCCUGUCUCAUCGUCGGCACACAGGUCGACCUCCGAGACGAUCCUGCCGUCAUCGAGAAACUCUCUCGCCAGAAGCAGCGUCCCGUCCCUCUCGAGGCCGGCGAGCGUCUCGCACGUGAACUCGGCGCAGUCAAAUACGUAGAGUGCUCUGCCCUCACCCAAAAGGGCCUCAAAAAUGUAUUUGACGAGGCAAUCGUGGCAGCCCUGGAGCCACCCGUCGUGAAGAAAAAGAACAAAUGCGUCAUUGUUUGA